Messenger RNA from Colletotrichum truncatum, 912 nucleotides. RefSeq names its product indole-diterpene biosynthesis protein. The record is from RefSeq and is a predicted model, not a curated record. Lineage: Eukaryota; Fungi; Ascomycota; Sordariomycetes; Glomerellales; Glomerellaceae.
AUGAGUAAAUCUUCAAUGCGUCGGGCACUGCCAGGCUUCAAAGCCCUCGCGCCAUCGAUAUAUUAUCAAGAAGCUUCACAACCCUCCUCAUCAGCUUCCUCCACCUCCUCUAUGGACAGCACUAGUGCAGAAAGCCCCGGUCUCAUUCUUCUCACCUCAUGGACUGGUGCAGACCCAAGGCACAUUGCCAAGUACACAAAACGAUAUAAUGAGGUGUAUCCAGAUACCCCUAUCAUGAUCAUCACGACAGUGAUACAUGAUCUUAUCAUCCGCUCUACCAAAGAAAAGAUUGCGGCGCUAAAGCCGGCUAUCGAGUUCCUUCGGAGACAUAAUACCGCCCAGUCCAAGCAGCCUGCAAUUCUCCUGCAUGCAUUUUCGGAGGGGGGUUCGAACAAGGCCGUCUGCCUUGCCCAGGCAUAUCUAUCUGCCACAGGCUGUCGACUACCCAUAGGUGCCUAUGUUUUCGAUAGCACGCCCGGCAAGCCUCGUUUCAAGUCCAAUGUCGCCGCCUUCAAGCGGUCAUUGCCCGCAAAUAAAGCCGUUCGUGCCAUAGGGCUCCCGGCUGGCACUGUAGUAUUGGGCAUAGUUUACGGAACAAUCACUGUGUUCAUGGGGGCCGAGAACAAUGUCAUCUCAAAGACACGAAAGGCGCUGAACGAUGAGACACUGUGGGACGUCAAAGACGCACCACGGACGUAUGUAUUUUCUGAGGCGGAUGACCUCAUUGCGUGGGAGGACGUCAAUGAUCAUGCUCGGGAGAGUGAUGAGCUUCUGGGGCUCCAGAGCAUGGUGGUUCGGUUCAAAGGGAGCGGGCACUGUAAUCACGCUCGGGAGGAUGAGGAGAAGUAUUGGACUGCUAUACUAGACACUUGGGAGGCGCGUGAAGCGCGGAAAACGCAGAAAGUAGCUUAA